AUGUCGUCUACAAUUGACGCACCGCGACAAUAUAAUCAGCCUUCUCGUAAAGGCAAGAAAGCCUGGAGAAAAAAUGUGGAUGUCACAGAGGUCCAAGAAGGCCUCCGGGCGUUGAAAGAGGAAGAAAUUAAAGGUGGUGUUCUGGCCGAGAAACCGUCCGACGAACUGUUCACAAUCGACACCACUGGUUCAGAAGAAGUCCGCAAGGCGAUCGAGAAGAAACACAAGCCACUGAAAUCCGAAGAGAUCAUCGCUCAACGGUCCGCGAUCCCGGCAGUAGAUACUCGGAAACGUCUCAGCUCGAAAGUCACAGAUGGAGUCAUUGAACCGAAAACCAAGAAGCAGAAGAGCGACUGGGUCACUCGGAAGGAUUGGUUGCGCCUCAAGCAGGUGGCUAAGGACAACAACCCAACCAACAAGGUCGAAACCGGUGCCAAUUAUGAUCCUUGGGCCGACAACGAAGACCAAAGUCCGUUUGACGACCCUCAGUUCGACUUCCUGGAAAAGCCAAAGCCCAAGGUUGCUCCCGUGACGCUGAAGCACGCCCCGAUUUCGCUCGCUGCGAAUGGAAAGCCCAUUCCUGCGGUCCGCGCCCCCAAGGCUGGUACGAGUUACAACCCGACGUUCGAGGAAUGGGAUCACUUGCUGCAGGAACAGGGACAGCAGCAAGUAGAUAUCGAGAAGAAGCGCUUGGAAGAGGAACAAAAGGAGCUAGAGAGGCAGCGUUUGGUCGAAGAGGCCCAAGAUGACGACGGAGUAGCGAGGUCGGAUGACGAGAGCGCUUGGGAAGGGUUUGAAAGCGAAUACGAAAAGCCGGACUGGCUGAAGAAGAAACGACCUGAGCGGAAGACGAAGACUGAGAGGAACAAGGCCAAGAGACGCAAGGAAGCCGAGAGAAAGGCAAAGUGGGAGGCCAAGCAGAAGACGAAGGACGAACAAGUUGCACAGGCAAAGUCUCUCGCUCAACAACUAGAGGAGCAGGGGCUUGAAAAACAGGAUUCCGAUGCUGAUUCCUCUGACGAGGGUGAUGAGGCUGCUCUGCGACGGAGACCUUUUGGAGGAAAGAACGCGCCACCCCAAAAGAACCUGGAAGUUGUUCUACCGGACGAAUUGCAGGACUCCCUGCGUCUACUAAAACCCGAAGGCAAUCUCCUCGACGAUCGAUUCCGCACGUUGAUCGUCCAGGGCAAGCUGGAAUCUCGCAAGCCGGUCUCGCAGCCCAAGAAGGCCAAGAGAAAGGUGACCGAGAAGUGGUCUUACAAGGACUUCAAGGUCCCGGGAGUGUAG
Molecule: messenger RNA, 1287 nt
Organism: Aspergillus affinis
Lineage: Eukaryota; Fungi; Ascomycota; Eurotiomycetes; Eurotiales; Aspergillaceae
Product: ribosome biogenesis protein NOP53
Exons: 3
Coding region: 1-1287 (428 amino acids)
Biological process (GO): rRNA processing; ribosomal large subunit assembly
Cellular component (GO): nucleolus
Molecular function (GO): 5S rRNA binding
Source: RefSeq, a predicted model, not a curated record